Messenger RNA from Psammomys obesus (fat sand rat), 1545 nucleotides. Its product is annotated as L-amino-acid oxidase-like. The coding region runs from base 1 to 1545 and encodes 514 amino acids. The transcript has 7 exons. Gene Ontology annotation, molecular function: polyamine oxidase activity; L-amino-acid oxidase activity. Lineage: Eukaryota; Metazoa; Chordata; Mammalia; Rodentia; Muridae. Gene Ontology annotation, biological process: amino acid catabolic process. The record is from RefSeq and is a predicted model, not a curated record.
AUGGCCAAGAAGAGUGAAAUCCUUAUUUGGGGGAUCUUGCUGUCCAUGUUCGGCUGCCUUGUCUUCUCUGAGGACAUUUUCAAGUGUUUACAGGACCCCGAUUAUGACACCCUCGUUGAAAUAGCCCAGAAUGGGCUCAAGGCCUCCAAACAUCCCAAGCGUGUGGUGGUGGUAGGGGCUGGAAUGGCAGGCCUAGUGGCAGCUAAGCUGCUGCAGGAUGCUGGUCACGAGGUAACCAUCUUGGAGGCCAGUAACUACACUGGAGGUCGGGUGCUCACAUACAGAAACAAGGAGGAAGGCUGGUACAUUGAUCUAGGACCAAUGAGAAUCCCAAAAAGCCAGAGGCUAAUCCACAUCUAUGUCAAGAAGCUUGGCCUGAAGUUCAAUAAGUUCAUUGAGUAUGACAACAACACCUGGUACCUACUCAAUGGACAGCGUCACCGUGCUGGGGAAGUCAAGGCUAACCCAGAUAUCUUGGGCUACCCCACCAGUCCCACAGAGAAGAACAAAACUGCCGAACAACUCUUCUACCAAGCCAUCAUUAAGAUCAAUGAAUCCAUGAAGCCACUCAACUGCCCUGAACUGCUAUCCCUUUAUGACUCUUACUCCACCAAGGCUUACCUAAUGAAGGAAGGAAACCUAAGCAAAGGAGCAGUCCAGUUCAUCGAGGACUUGAUGAAUGAGGAUGCUGGAUUAUAUGACUCCCUCCUGGAGACCCUGAGGAGUUUUAACAUCUUCUACUCCAAAAGCACAGAAUUUAUAGAGAUCACUGGUGGCUUUGACCAACUCCCUAAUGGCCUCAGUGCCAUCCUGAAGCCAGGCACCAUCCAUCUGGGGUCCAAAGUAGAAAGAGUGGUGAGAAAAGGAACGAAGGUUGAGGUUUCCUACCGCACAGCUGGGCCCACGUCUUCACUGCAGAACCUCACAGCAGACUAUGUCAUCAUCUCGGCUUCAGCCAAGGCCACACGCCUCAUCACCUUCCAGCCACCCCUGUCCAGAGACAAAACACACACCCUGCGCUUGUUGCAUUACAUCAGUGCCACCAAGGUGGCAUUAGUAUGCAAGGAACGUUUCUGGGAAAAGGAGGGCAUACGGGGUGGGAGCUCCAUCACGGACCGGCCCUCCCGAUUCAUCUACUAUCCCAGCCACAGCCUGCCAGGUGGUAAGAGCGUGCUGCUGGCCUCUUUCACUGUGGGCGAUGAUUCCCUGUUCUUUACCUCCAUGAAGGAUGACCAGGUGGUGGAUAUCAUCCUGGAUGAUCUGGCCGCAGUGCACCAGCGAUCCAAGGAGGAACUAAAGCGUAUGUGCCCUGAGUCAGUGGGCAAGCAAUGGUCUCUAGAGACACUCACCAUUGGCUCCCAUGCUGAGUUCACACCCUACCAAUAUGUGGACUAUUCGAAGCAGCUCUCCCAGCCAGAGGGCCACAUCUACUUUGCUGGGGAGCACACAAACCUACCUCAUGGCUGGAUAGACACUGCCAUCAAGUCGGGCAUCUGGGCUGCCAAGAACAUUCAAGCUGCAGUGGACAAGGAGGCCACUCUGUAG